UACCCACAAUACACUGCGGGUAUACUAGUGAGCCCGCAUUAACUACGAACAGCGGACUAAACCCACAAUUCAAAAUGGCGUACGCAUUGCUUCGAAUGUGCAGACAAGUUUACUGUAAAAAAUACAUCGAAAUAUUGAGAUUUAGAGGUUCUACCUUAUUGAAUACAUUAUCUAUAGAUAGUAGAAACAGUGUUAGGUAUUAUAGUUCUGUUUCGUCUUUAGCAAAUUUGGAGGUUGGAGCUCAUCAAAUGAAAACUGGAAAGUUCGCAAAUAUUGCAACACGUUAUCAGCAUUUUUUUGCCCGCCAAAUUCUUUUUACAAAUUUUGGAAGCUUUUUGGGAAGCAGAAAGAACUGGAAAGCAGGGUAUUCAGGACUAUCAACUUUUAAAUCUGGAAAUAUUGUUAACAGUAAUGAUGAUGAUGAUGAUGAGGAGGAGGAUAAUGAUGAUACCAAAGCACGGAAAUUCAAGAAUAAGUCGACAAGAAGGAAAGUAUCCAAUGCUAAAUAUAGCACUAAGGUUCAAAAGGCAGGUGACAGCUUAAUGCGACCAUCUCGUUAUGCCUUUAAGGACCUUAGUGAGGAGGAUGAAGAUCAACGAUGGGUCAGGAGACCUAUAGAUGAUAACAUGUCAAAAAGAAAGGUUGACUGGUAUACUAAACAAAUGGCUCAUUUGAUAUCAGAACGUGAAGUUGACAAGGCUCAAGAGCUGUUCAACUCAAUGAGAUUAGAAAACAUCAGGCCGACUACAGAGAUUUUCAACAUAUUGAUAGCUGGUUAUGGGAAAACUGGAAAGAUAAGAAAAGCUUUUCACAACUACAAUAAUAUUAAAAAGAUGGGUUUACAACCUACAGCACAUACCUUCACUAGCUUAUUUACCAUUUGUGCUCAGAUUUCAACACCAAACCUUUCUUUGUCUCAACUGUUAAAACUUUGGGAAGAAUUCCAAGAAGGAGUUAAAAAUGAUGAAAUAACUCCUGAUAUCAUUACUUAUAAUGCAGCCAUGAAAGCAGCAGCUUCAUCCAAGAGUUUGGCUGUCACUCUUGACAUCUAUGAAGAUAUCUGCUCAAACAAUCUGCCGCCUGAUUGCCGAACGUAUUCUUCACUACUAGGUGCAUGUGCUGGGGAAGGAGACACAGACAAACUCUCCUGGGUCUUGAAAGAAAUGAAAGAACAUAACGUCAAACCUGAUUUAUUUGUGUUUAAUGCUCUAUUGAGGGCUGUUAGGGACUCUAGAUCACGAAAUGCUAAAGAAAACAGAGAAACCUUUGCUAUGGAGAAACUUACUUCACUCCAACAUGAAACCCAGAAUAAAGAAAAAACUGAUCGCAAUGCUAAAAUUGACUCAAGUUCAGCUCCUUCUAUGGAAGAAUAUCUCGAUAUAGAAGAUUCUGAUUCUGCAGUCAAUGCACUUGAGGUUUCGUCAGACAAAGAUAACUCUACAGCCCCAACAAUAUUCACUGGAACAGAGGAGAUACUCCAGCUGAUGGCCGUCAAUGAUAUUUUGCCAGACAUCCGAACAUUUCAUCUUUUACUCCAAAUAGCAAAACUUGAAGUUGAUGAAGAGGAAUACAUUCUUAAUUUGAUGAAGGAAUGGAAUAUUAAACCAGAUUUACCAGUUUUGAAUGCUUUGGUCAAGAGAAGAGCUUUAUUUGGAGAUGUUACAAAAGCACAAGCCUAUAUGAAAAUAUUUGAAGAAGAGUUUGAUGUGAAUCCAAACAAGACAACAUAUCAAAGCUUAGCAAGAGGCUGCAGGAAAAAAUCUGAUGGGAUGUGGUUGUUGAAGGAAAUGGAGGAAAAAGGAUUUCCUCCUGACAUUUUGGUGCACAGCAAAAUGAUCAAGAAUGCAACAUAUCGGCAGGAUUUUCAAUUCUUGACAGAACUUUUAAAGGAAAUGAAGAAAAGUCAUGUUAAACCAACAGCAGAAAUUCUUCUCCUGCUAGACGAGAUUGCUAAUAAACCUGAUAAUGAUGUUCUGAAGAAAAGGGUUAAAGCUGUCACGAGACAAGAAAAGAAAUCCCAGUUCAUUAGGAAGCAGCGACUGGGAUUCUAUGGGUUUUAUAAGACAUGGAGACACCAGAUUGAACAGAUUGAGCAAAAUAAAGCACCAAAACACCAUAACGCAGAAAAUGACAGCAAAGUGGAAAAGAAAGAAAAAGAGGAAAUCAGUUAUGACCACUUAUAAAAAAAGGUUUUAUUACAAAAUUAUUACGUUGAAAUUUUAUCGCUAAAUGUAAAAUAUAUUUUUUCUAUAAAAUUGUUGUACAAUUUAUUGUGAAAUUUUUGCUACUGAUAUCAAAAGCUAUAAACUAUACAUACUGCAUUCAUGAAUUAAUAAUGAAUUAUAAUUAGAAAUAAUUAUGAAUUAUUAGUAUUUUGUUAUAUUUAAUUUUAGUCACUAUUCUAUAUUGAUUCUAUUAUAUAUCAUUGAAAAUACAGCCAAUCAGAAUACAGUGCAUAUUUGGCAGUAUUACACCAUUUCUUCGCAUCGGGCAGUGCGUUUUUAAUUCCUUUACUACUGUAAAUGGCUAGGUAUUUUCAAUUAUUAGGGGGGGGGGGACUGACAGUUAUAUGAUGUUUUCUCAUGGCACAAUGUGGAACAUCCAACUUGUCUCUUGUAAAUGUUUUAGUAAACACACUCUCCACUAUGGCUAACGUCUCUAAGUGAGACAGGACUACCAUCGUACCUGGUCAUCCAAGCUACAGCAAAGGUCUAACCAUUUUCAGAUACUACAUGUAUGUAUAUUUGUAGACUACAAAAUAUGAGUGGGUUGUUGAAUAUACUCUGGUAUGCCAUUCAAAAUCAUUAUAAAACUAGUAUAAAUAUGUAAAUAAAUGGAGUGGAAAUGGAAAUGGAAAUGGAGUGCAGGCAAUGGCGUACAAAACUAUAUCUGUGAAAAAUCCUAUCCUAAGCCACAAUUUCAUUACCUUUUACCCAGACUACAUUUAAAGCCUAAGAGUACAAAAUUUCAAUUAUUGCUAGAUAUACAGUAACCUGCAUUAUAAAAUAUUCCUGUUUAAAUUUGAGCAAAAGCCAUGUAAAUCAAAAGAUUUUAGGCAUGAAGGAUGAAUACUACCAAUCAAACAUGUUUCAAAUAAACGUAAAAUAAGCUACCAA
Molecule: messenger RNA, 3116 nt
Organism: Actinia tenebrosa (Australian red waratah sea anemone)
Lineage: Eukaryota; Metazoa; Cnidaria; Anthozoa; Actiniaria; Actiniidae
Product: pentatricopeptide repeat-containing protein 1, mitochondrial
Molecular function (GO): protein binding
Source: RefSeq, a predicted model, not a curated record